GCCGCGCGCGAGCGCAGCAGUGGGAGGCGGCGGCGAGCUGCCGAGUGCAGGCUGCUGGCCGUGACCUCCUGGCUUCGGGCGGGCGUCAGCCCAGCUUCGUCCUUGCCUCGACCUCUCCCCGGUCUGUUGUGAGCCUUCGCUCGGCCCCGGCCUCGAGGGCCGACCGCUCCGCACCCCCUCGGCCUGCCGGGCCUGAGGCCGCGCCCUGCUCCCGCCGUCGGGCCGAACUCGCCGCGUCGGACCCCGCCGCUUGCCACAGGUUGAGGCCCCAGGCUUGGCCUCACCACGAUGUGGCACGAGGCUCGGAAACAUGAGCGGAAGCUUCGAGGUAUGAUGGUCGACUACAAAAAGAGGGCAGAGCGGCGGCGGGAGUACUAUGAAAAGAUCAAGAAGGACCCAGCCCAGUUCCUGCAGGUGCAUGGUCGAGCUUGCAAGGUGCACCUGGAUUCUGCAGUUGCCCUGGCCGCUGAGAGCCCCGUUAACAUGAUGCCCUGGCAGGGGGACACCAACAACAUGAUUGACCGCUUCGAUGUCCGUGCCCACCUGGACCACAUCCCUGACUACACCCCGCCUCUGCUCACCACCAUCUCCCCAGAACAGGAGUCGGACGAGCGGAAAUGUAACUACGAGCGCUACCGAGGCCUGGUACAGAACGACUUUGCUGGCAUCUCAGAGGAGCAGUGCCUGUACCAGAUCUACAUUGACGAGUUGUACGGAGGCCUCCAGAGACCCAGUGAGGAUGAGAAGAAGAAGCUGGCGGAGAAGAAGGCUUCCAUUGGCUACACCUAUGAGGACAGCACGGUGGCCGAGGUGGAGAAGGUGGCAGAGAAGCCGGAGGAGGAGGAGUCACCGGCCGAGGAGGAGAGCAACUCGGAUGAAGAUGAGGUCAUCCCCGACAUCGACGUGGAGGUGGACGUGGACGAACUGAACCAGGAGCAGGUGGCAGAUCUCAACAAACAGGCCACGACCUAUGGCAUGGCCGAUGGCGACUUCGUCAGGAUGCUCCGGAAAGACAAGGAGGAGGCAGAGGCCAUCAAACAUGCCAAGGCCCUUGAGGAGGAGAAGGCCAUGUACUCGGGCCGUCGCUCCCGGCGCCAGCGGAGGGAGUUCCGGGAGAAGCGGCUAAGGGGCCGCAAGAUCAGCCCACCCAGCUACGCCCGCCGAGACAGCCCCACCUAUGACCCCUAUAAGCGGUCGCCCUCGGAAUCCAGCUCCGAAUCCCGCUCCCGCUCCCGCUCCCCGACCCCAGGCCGAGAGGAGAAGAUCACGUUCAUCACCAGUUUUGGGGGCAGCGAUGAGGAGGCAGCCGCAGCCGCAGCUGCAGCAGCUGCGUCAGGGGCCGCCACAGGGAAGCCUCCCGCGCCCCCCCAGCCAGGCGGCCCCGCACCGGGACGUAAUGCCAGCGCCCGCCGCCGCUCCUCCACCUCCUCCUCCUCCUCUUCCGCCUCGAGGACCUCCAGCUCCCGCUCCCGCUCCAGCUCCAGCUCCCGCUCCCGCCGCGGCGGGGGCUCCUACCGCUCUGGCCGCCACGCACGCUCCCGCUCCCGGUCCUGGUCGCGCUCCCGCUCCCGCUCUCGGCGCUACUCGAGAUCCCGCAGCCGCGGCCGGCGGCACUCAGGUGGGGGCUCUCGAGAUGGACACCGCUACUCCCGUUCGCCUGCCCGGCGUGGCGGUUACGGGCCCCGGCGCAGAAGCAGGAGCCGCUCCCGCUCAGGGGACCGGUACAGGCGGGGCGGCCGGGGGCCCCGGCACCACAGCAGUAGCCGCAGCCGCAGCAGCUGGUCCCUCAGCCCGUCCCGAAGUCGCAGCCUGACUCGCAGCCGCAGCCCCAGCCAGAGCCGCAGCCGCAGCCAGAGCCGCAGCCGCAGCCCCAGCCGUAGCCGCAGCCACUCGCCGUCGCCCCCAAGGGAGAAGCUGGGCAGGCCGGCAGCGUCCCCCGCUGUGGGCGAGAAGCUGAAAAAGACCGAACCUGCCGCUGGUAAAGAGACAGGAGCUGCCAAACCCAAGCUGACGCCCCAGGAGAAGCUGAAGCUGAGGAUGCAGAAGGCACUGAACAGGCAGUUCAAGGCGGAUAAGAAGGCAGCUCAGGAGAAGAUGAUCCAGCAGGAGCAUGAGCGCCAGGAGCGGGAAGACGAGCUUCGAGCCAUGGCCCGCAAGAUCCGUAUGAAGGAACGGGAACGCCGAGAGAAGGAGAGAGAAGAAUGGGAACGCCAGUACAGCCGGCAGAGCCGCUCGCCCUCCCCCCGUUACAGUCGAGAAUACAGCUCUUCCCGAAGGCGCUCAAGGUCCAGAUCCCGAAGCCCCCAUUACCGACAUUAGGCAGAAGCGUGGAGGGGCAGAGGGAUGAGGGGGUGGGGUGAGGGCUCAAGCUGUGAUGCUGCUGGUUUUAUCUCUAAUGGAAUAAAAUCACACAUUAUUUAAUUCUCUUCA
This is a messenger RNA of Delphinapterus leucas (beluga whale), 2430 nucleotides long. RefSeq names its product CLK4 associating serine/arginine rich protein (gene CLASRP). The record is from RefSeq and is a predicted model, not a curated record. Lineage: Eukaryota; Metazoa; Chordata; Mammalia; Artiodactyla; Monodontidae.